UCUCUCACCGGAAGUCUCACUCUUUUCUGCUUCACUUUUUACCUUUGACCUCAGAGUUGUGCACGCUGAAAAUGGAAACCUACUGAAACAACGUGGAUAGUAUAAUAUUAAAGUGAUAUUUAUUAAAUUCAUUGUUGGCAAAGUCUUUGCGUUCCAUGUUUUCUUCCGCCUGGAUUUAAUAACUCGACAGCUCAACUCAGCUAAAAGAUGGGGAAGGUGCCUAAAAAGAAGAGCCUUGCCGACAAGGUCCGCAAAACUAAGACCUCUACUGAGAUUAAAAACAACCCAUUUGAGGUGAAAAUCAACAGGAAGAAAUUUGAAAUUCUUGGGAGAAAAACCAAACAUGAUGUGGGUCUGCCUGGUGUGUCUCGAUCCAAGGCUAUUAAUAAGAGAAAAGAAACCCUCCUUAAGGAAUACAAACACAAGAACAAGUCCAGCAAAUUCAUUGACAGACGCUUUGGGGAGUAUGAUACCAAGAUGGCACCAGAAGACAAAAUCCUUAAGAGGUUCGCCAUGGAGAGACAGCGCGUCCACGACAAGAAGGAUGUGUACAACCUGAACGAGGACGAGGAGUUGACUCAUUACGGCCAGUCACUGGCUGAGAUGGAGAAAUUCAAUGACCUUGUGAAUAGCGAUGAUGAAGAAUCAGAAGAAAAGGGUCUUUUAUCAGCUGAGCUGACAGCCUCCCACUUCGGAGGAGGGGGCCUCCUCAGAAAGAAAACAUCGGACGAGCAGGAGGAGGAAGGAGGCCACAAGGCCAAGACCCGACAGGAGCUGAUAGAGGAGCUGAUCCGCAAGUCCAAGCAGGAGAAGCGGGAACGACAGGUGCAGAAAGAGGAGGCACAGGAGCUGACUGAGAAGCUGGAUCAGGACUGGAAGAGCAUCCAGGCUCUGAUGGUGAAAAAGAUACCCAAAGGUGAACGUGCCGAGGAGGAGAAGCCCAAGCCUGAACAGUACGACAUGAUGGUGAGAGAACUCGGCUUCGAGAUGAAGGCUCAGCCCUCUGAGAAGCUGAAAAGCCCAGAGGAGCUCGCCCGGGAGGAGAAGGAGAAGCUGCAGAAAUUAGAGGCUGACCGUCUGAGGAGGAUGAUGGGAGAGGAAGUGGAAGAGGCUCCCCAGACUCAGAACCACAUGUCUGCUGAUGACCUCAACGACGGCUUCGUCCUGGAUCAGGAUGACAAGAAGACACUGUCUUAUCAGGAUGGAAAGUGGAACAUCGGAGAGGAGUCUGAGGAGGAUAAAGAGGAAGAUGAAGAAGAGGGAGAGAGUGAAGAGGAGGAUGGAGAUGAGGAGAGGGAGGAUGAAGAGGAGGAGGAGGAAGAGGAGGAGGGCAGUGAAGAAGAAGAAGAAGAAGAAGAAGAUGAUGGUCACUCUGACCUGGAGUCCGAGCAAGGAAGCGAGGAUGAGGAGAGAGAACAGGAGGAAGAAGAGACCAGUGCCAAACCAAGUCUGAGCAAAGAGGAGCUGAAGGCUCAGCAGGAGGCAGCUAAAGCAGAGCUCCCAUACACAUUUACUGCUCCAGAGAGCUACAGUGACCUGAAAGACUUGCUCCAUGGCCACACACCUGACAACCAGCGUCUCAUUGUGGCCAGGACUCAGAAAAGCAACCAUGCUAGUUUGGCUGUUGGCAACAAGCUCAAACUGCAGAAACUGUUUGGCUUUCUGUUGGAGUACAUUGGAGAACUGGCCACCAGGAGUCCACCUGAACUCCCCACCGUAGAUAAACUCAUACCAGAGUUGUACACAUUGUGUCAGAUGUUUCCAGAAGCAGCCUGUAAGGCCAUGCAGAGCAUCCUCGCAGAUGCUGGACAUGGCACGGAGGAGGUGCUUGAGGUCAAAGGGCAUACUUCUUUCCCAACACUAGACAUGCUCAUCUACCUGAAGGUGACAGCCCUGCUGUUCCCCACCUCAGACUUCAGACACCCAGUUACCACUCCAGCACUGCUUUACAUCUGUCAGGCUCUCACAAAGUGUCCAGUGAGAUCACUACAAGACGUGACGUCAGGUUUAGUGCUGUGCUGUCUGGCAGUGGAGUACGUCUCUUUUUCAAAGCGCUUUCUGCCUGAGCUCAUCAACUUCCUGGCUGGAACGCUGCAUCUGGCCGUGCAGGACAAAACCUCUCAAGGUUACACUGUGGUGCCGCCAUUUAGGCCAUCAGGGAAGUGCAGUGACCUGCUGGUGUUGUCAGACUCUGAAUCCUGCAGCAGCUGGAGCAAGAAAAGCCUUCCACUGCCUGCUACUCAACACCUGGAGCUCAAAAAUGACCUGGACAGAGAUCACCAUAGGUUGAUGUGUCUGUCUACUUGCCUGGACUUGGUGAAGCGCUGCUGCAUGCUCUACAAAGACCUCGUGUCCUUCACAUGCAUCUUCCAGCCAAUCAGAACGCUGCUUUCCAAACAUCUUUCAGCCCAAACAUUACCAGAGCUUUUACAGGAGCUUAACAGGGAGAUCCUGGAAACCAUCAGCAGUGUUCCUGUCACUCACAGUCGGCUGGUUUUAGACAAGAAGAAGCCGAUUCCUCUGAAGCUGCUCACACCCAAGAUUGUUGAAGUGUUGGACUAUGGAAAGAAACGUGGCGGCACCAGAGAGGAGAGAGAGAAGGAGCGGCUGAAGCACAAGUACAAGAAGGAGUUUAAGGGCGCUCUGAGGGAGAUCAGGAAGGACUCGCGCUUCCUGGCCAGCGAGAAGCUCAACGAGGUCAUGAAGAGGGAUUCAGACAGAAAGAGGAAAGUCAGGGAGCUCUUUGGCAGCUUGGCCACUCAGGAGGGAGAGUGGAAGGCCCUGAAGAGGAGGAAGAGGAAGUGAAAUACAGAGUCUUUAUCGCUUCUUUCCAUCAUCUGUUCCCUGUCAAAUGGACAUCUCCCAUCCAGAUGUGGAUAACAACCCGUGCAAGGUUGAAAUUUGUGGAACUGGGAACUGUUUUGUGACUUUAUGGAUUAUUUUUUAAUUGCGAAGAUAUUCAACACCCAUUUUAUACUGUUUGACAAGUAGCUGUCAGGAAUGCACACCAAGUUGUCAAAUAUUAUGAUGUAGGCGUUUGAUGUGACAAUUGGAUACUGUUGUUGGAAGUGUCAGUCAACUCAGCAGUGAAUACUUGCUUUGCAUUCUCCUUUUUCCCCACUAGAAUCCAUCACUAUAAUGUGCUUAAAUGCAAAACAAUAAAUUACUGUCUUCUUACUUUC
This is a messenger RNA of Centropristis striata (black sea bass), 3182 nucleotides long. It is a transcript of the gene nop14, whose product is annotated as NOP14 nucleolar protein homolog (yeast). Gene Ontology annotation, cellular component: nucleolus; Noc4p-Nop14p complex; small-subunit processome. Lineage: Eukaryota; Metazoa; Chordata; Actinopteri; Perciformes; Serranidae. The record is from RefSeq and is a predicted model, not a curated record. The transcript has 19 exons. Gene Ontology annotation, biological process: maturation of SSU-rRNA. Bases 208 to 2805 code for a protein of 865 amino acids.